CAGGCUCACCCAACACCACACACCAAAUUGGCCGCCGUCUCCUUUUGCACAACUUCCUUCCUCAUCUGGCCAUCUUACGACCAAUCCAAAGAAAGAAGCAAGGAGAUUUUGCGAAGACGUCGCACCCCUCUUCGCCUCUCCAAGAUACCUCUUCUUUGCAUUGGACGACCACAUCAUCAUCGCAUCGCUCUUGUCCCCGCUUCGUCGCUCCCUUCGCAGCCCACCUUCCUCCUUCCCCUGCAUCAUCGCACCAUCAUCUUUCCCACUUGACCUUCACAGCGCCGCCACUAAGACUCCACGAACAUCAACAAAAGGUCUCACCUCAUCAUCGACCUGAGAGCUGCUGGUCAGACAAUCGGAACACUCGGCAACAAUAGGAAUACGACUACGACGAGAAUAACUACCACAACACGGUCCGCUUGCAACGAUGACAUCAACUGCUUCGCCCUCACACGCCUCCCCGGCGCAUAGUUACCACAAUCGCUUCGCCAAUGAAGGGACGAUCUCCCGCUCAACAUCGGCGGCGGCGCCCGAAAAGGCUGAAGCAAGAUCAGAGUCGCCCUCUGCUACCACGCCCUUUUCAUUCGACUUCUCCGAGUUCAAGGGACUGGAUGGCGGCAAUGAGCCUGCGUUGGGCUCCUUCCUCUCGUACCAGCAGGCGCAGCAAAAGCAGACUGACGCAGCACCAGCAGCAGCACCAGCAGCAGCCCCACCUGCUCCGUCAAUGCCAGCACCUCAGCCUCCCUCGCAUCUCGAGACUAGCCAGGACGUAGCAGCACUCGAGGCAGCCGUCGACAAGCAGGAGAGCGAUGAAGCCGCUCAAGACCAACCCAAAGCCAACAGCGGCGGCGACGGUGACGACGCUCCCAUCGCUCCAUCUGCUCAACCAGCGCCUCUGCCUCGCCCUCCGGUCGUCAUCGACCCCGUAGAAUCGCCCACGCCAGCUGCAGACCAGUCUCAAGUCUCCUCCCGCGAGGUCUCGCAGCCUUCGAUCAUUCCCAGCUCAAGCAGUGCUCGCUCCCUCUCCAAGUCGCCCAUUGGCAACUUCUCGCGACCGAGCAACCUCGUUCCUUCGUCCCAGUCGACGGCCUCGAAUGACUCUGGUCUGGAGCGCGGCAUCGGCUCGCUUGACCUCAAUGGCGGUCGAGACCGAGACCGCGACGGCGAGGGGCGCCACAAUGAUAUGCCGCAACUCAGGAGCGUCCAGGCCCAGCAGCCCAUUCUCUCUCCUGGCGGAGCAGGCGACGACACGAGCAGCAAGGCAUCUGCCACUGCUUUUCCAUCGAGCGAGACAGAAGAGUUGGCGCCGUCCGUCGUUCCUCGACAGAACAUGCAGGAGAGGGAAAGACCCAGUAGCUUCUUCGGAUUGCAAGGACCGCCCGCAAGUGCCAGGCAGAGCGCCAUCGACCAGCAACAGAAUGUGCCUUCUGCUGACGACUCUGGCUCGGGUUUCUUCGGCGGCGCAGCCAGCGGCAGCGGCACUCGACCUUCGUCCUUCUUUGCCCUGAACAACAGCGAGCCGACCUCUGCCAUUGGGUCGAGCCAGUCCGGUGGCUUCCAUCGAGAUGACUCAGGGCUCAGCGCUCCUGGUGCUCAGAAUCGCAGUACGUUAGCAGGCGGCACAGGAAAUGCCGCUAUUCAGCACUCGGGAUCCUUCAACUUUGGCUCCGGCAAUGGACGACCUGCCAGUAUCGCGCCCUCUGUCACCACUGGGCCAUUGCUCGACCACAGUCAUCUCAAGCCUGGAGAGCAGGCAGCACUCCUCUCGCACAACAAGACGCUCGAGCUCUACCGCCAGAAUGCGAAGAAGACCAACGAUCCAGAUCUCAUCUAUGAAUUCGCUGUCUUCAUGAUCGAUGCGAGCAAGUCGAUGCCGGAGAGUCCGUCAGGUGCAGUCGGCAUUGCCUCUGGCUCCAAGGAAGACGUCAUCAAGGAGGCCAUUGGCCUACUCAAGAAGAUCGCCGAGCGAGGUCACGCCGACGCCCAAUACUUCCUGGCAGACUGCUACGCCAAUGGCAUCGGUACGCCCAAGGCGAAGCAGGACUUCGAUCGAGCCUACCCUCUCUUCGUUCUCGCUGCCAAGCAUGGUCAUCCCGAUGCAGCGUACCGUGCGGGCACCUGCUACGAAAAGGGAUGGGGAUGCCGUCGCGACCAGGGUAAAGCUCUGCAAUUCUACCGCAAGGCUGCCUCGCAGAAUCACCCCGGCGCCAUGUACCGACUGGCGACUGCGGAACUCAACGGCGAGCUCGGCCUGAAGCGCUCAGCCAAGGAAGGCGUCAAGUGGCUCAAGCGCUCCGCCGAUGCUGCGACGCCUGAGUUCCCUCACGCCCUCCAUGAGCUCGCCCUCCUUCACGAGCGCGGCAUCGACAAUGUCCUCUUUGUCGAUCCCGAGUACUCUUGCGAGCUCCUCGCCCAGGCAGGCGAGAUGGGCUACGCCCCCUCUGCGUACAAGCUUGGCGUCAAUUACGAGUACGGCCGCAUGGGCUGUCCUCAAGAUGCAGGCUUGAGCAUCCAUAUGUACAACAUCGCUGCUCAACAGAACCACAAGGAGGCCUGCUUCGCGCUCACUGCCUGGUAUCUCGUCGGGGCGCCAUCCAUCUUGCCGCAAAGUGAUACAGAGGCGUACCUCUGGGCGAAGAAGGCUGCCGAGCAGAACUUGGCAAAGGCCGAGUAUGCUGUCGGCUACUUCACUGAGAUGGGAAUCGGGACGGUGAAGGAUUUGAAGGAGGCCAAGGAGUGGUACAAGCGCGCUGCGGAGCAUGGAGACAAGAGGGCUAAUCAGCGUCUCACUGGGCUGGGAGGGCGUCCGGUCGGGCCGCUGCCUGGCGUUGGAGCUGGUGGAGCUGGUGGAGCCGGCGCUGGUGGUGCGGGAGGCAACAAAGCCGGGCAGCAUGGCCAGACUCCAGGAGGCUCAGACUAUGCCUCUAUGCCGGUUGCUUCGCGCACUCAGCCGACCAACGCUCCCUUCCCGUCGCGAGUAGAGGUGUCAGCCAUGAGCCCCUCGACCGGCGGAUCAGGCACCAUGUUCCCCUCGCCGCUCACGAUGAGAGACACGCAGUCUGCCAUGCGCGAGGAGCGAUACCUGGCCAAUGUGGCGGCGGCUCAACAGGCCGAGUAUCGCUCUACGAAUCCACAGCAAAGGCCGCCGCCCCAACAGCAGCAGCAGCGGAGCAUGACCGGCCCAUCAAGCGGAGCGCCCAGUGGCUACAGCAACGGUGUCUCGGGCGCCCGCCCGCCACCUCAACAAUUCCCGCCGCAGCCGCGACCUCCCCAGAACGGCUUGAAUCCCUACGCCGGCCCACACCGCUCAGGCUCGAUGCCCCCGCCUCCUGGUGCUGGAGGAUACAAUGGGGUUGGCCCCUCUCCAGCCCACUCGGCCGCAUCCGCCUAUCCGACCUACUCAGCCCCGAGCGGCCCAGGAGGCUCUCCUUCAUCGCCUGGCCGCCCUCCGCCGAUCAACACGAGCUUUCUGAGCGGUGGCUCGCCGACGGGACAGCAGCAUUCGGCGCCGCCGCAGAGCUACCCUUCAUACGGACAUCAGCAGCCGCACAAUGGCCAAUGGCGACCUUCUCCUCCCCCGGGUCAGCAGCAGCCAGGGGCCGGCAUGACUGGUCCGCGUCCUCCGCAGUCCAAUGCUCCAAACAUGUACUCGUCCCCUAUGAUGAGCCCACCGAUGCAGCCUGGCAUGCCUGGCGGUCCAGGAAGACCCAACGGUCCCGGAAUGAUGUCUCCCAACUCUGGCCCUGGAGGGAUGCCCUUCAGCUUUGACUCUGACGAUGCCACUGCGGCGCAGAUCUUCCAGAGGGCGCAACAGCAGCAGCAGCAGAAUGGCGGUGCUUCGAAUGGCGGAGACCAGCAGCAGCAGCAGCAGCCCAAGAAGAAGAAGGGAUGGUUCGGGGGCAGCAAGUAAGGUGGAAGGAUGACUGGCAACGAACAUGUACGGACGAUCUACUCCCUCUCUCUCUUCUCACAUACAGCUCCACCCAUCCAUCAAACGACAUACACUCCUCGGAUUCUCGUCAACGAAACGCAUUGGCACGUCUCUGUUUCUUCUCCUUUCUUGUUCAUCUAUUCAUGAAAAGUCGAAUGCUACCGGCGCUGCGUCUGUGAGGGAGUUGCGGAUUGGCUGCUCUGAACCCU
Molecule: messenger RNA, 4140 nt
Organism: Jaminaea rosea
Lineage: Eukaryota; Fungi; Basidiomycota; Exobasidiomycetes; Microstromatales
Exons: 1
Coding region: 428-3910 (1160 amino acids)
Molecular function (GO): protein binding
Source: RefSeq, a predicted model, not a curated record